This is a messenger RNA of Notothenia coriiceps (black rockcod), 1238 nucleotides long. Its product is annotated as synaptotagmin-4-like. NCBI's taxonomy places the organism in Eukaryota, Metazoa, Chordata, Actinopteri, Perciformes, Nototheniidae. The transcript has 2 exons. The record is from RefSeq and is a predicted model, not a curated record. Gene Ontology annotation, biological process: calcium ion-regulated exocytosis of neurotransmitter; vesicle fusion. Gene Ontology annotation, cellular component: exocytic vesicle; axon; plasma membrane. Gene Ontology annotation, molecular function: calcium ion binding; clathrin binding; phosphatidylserine binding. The annotation marks the transcript as partial.
CCACAGAAGUCCUCAGGUCGAGGGGAGCUGCUUCUCUCCCUGUGCUACCAGUCCACCACCAACACUCUGACCGUGGUCGUCCUCAAGGCUCGCCACCUGCCCAAGACUGAAAACAAUGGACCUACAGAUCCGUACGUCAAGGUGAACAUGUACCAGGGCAAGAAGCGCGUGUGUAAGAAGAAGACCCACGUGAAGAAGUGCUCCCCCAACCCGGUCUUCAACGAGCUCUUUGUCUUUGAUCUGCCCUCCGAAGAGGGUCUGAGGGACACCAGCGUGGAGCUGCUGCUGAUGGACUCAGACAUGGGCACCUCCCGCUGCCCCAACACCGUCCUGGGGCGGGUGGUGCUGGGCACAUCGGUGGCGGGCACGUCUGGCGAGCACUGGAGGGAGAUCUGCGACCACCCGCGCCGCCAGAUCGCCAAAUGGCACGGUUUGUCGGAGGAUUAGAAGGUAUCUGAUCUGGUCCCACCACGACAGGGAUGGAUUGAGGAUAAAACACAUUGGACUUUCAGUGAGGGCAGAUGGGAAACAGGGGGAGGGGCUUUGAUGUUGUUGGGGAGGUAGGGGGUCAUUUGAAGUGAUGUCAUCAUUCAAUCAAUCAUUCACUUAUCUUUGAAGUUAUCGGGGUUCGGCGGGGAGGGCGGGGCAUCACAAAGGGAACCCCGUAGCUCUAAACGAACCCAAAGACUGUCACGGAAAAUCACCUGGUAACAUGCAACAUUAGCUCCAUGGCAACAAUCAAUUGUCAAGGUAACAGUGUGCAGUGCAGAAUGUCUUAAAUGUUGCAAUUACUCUUCUUCUUUAUCUCUUCUUCUUCUUCUUCUUCUUCUUCUUCUUUUCUUCUUGUUCUUCUUCUUUCUUUCUUUGGCUAUUCCUCUUAUAAAUAGUAACCUAGUUCAUUGUAUGAAAACCAGAAUGAACCACAUCUGACAACGCUGUAAAAAUGUGGAUUAUUAAAAGUUUAUUUUAUAACGACAAUGUUUUCUUCAUAAAGAUGUAGAUUGUUUUUAUUUAUGUUCUUGUUUUGUACUCUUAUGGUUGAUUUGUUGGACAUGUUUUGUAAGUACAAGUGGUAUUUCAUAUUUUACUUAUUGAGGACAAGACAGCCUAAAUUAGGUGGUUCGAGAAAAGACUAGAACAGACUGAGUGCACUGGGGACAGUUGGCUGUGUGUGUGUGUGUGUGUGUGUGUGUGUGUGUGUGUGUGCGUGUGCGUGUGCGUGUGCGUGCGAGUGUGUG